Prinia subflava (tawny-flanked prinia) is the source of this 6146-nucleotide messenger RNA. RefSeq lists its product as uncharacterized. The record is from RefSeq and is a predicted model, not a curated record. NCBI's taxonomy places the organism in Eukaryota, Metazoa, Chordata, Aves, Passeriformes, Cisticolidae. Gene Ontology annotation, biological process: homophilic cell-cell adhesion; cell-cell junction assembly; calcium-dependent cell-cell adhesion. Gene Ontology annotation, cellular component: catenin complex; cytoplasm; adherens junction. Gene Ontology annotation, molecular function: cadherin binding; calcium ion binding.
GCGGGACGCGGCGGGCGGCGACCGGAGAGCGGCAGCAGCAGCGGGAACGGCCGGGGCCAUGCGGGGGCCGCGCUCCGGGCUCUGUCCGCUCUCCAUCUUCAUCCUCCUCCUCUCCCCGCUCCUGCCGGCGGCCGCCCUCUCCCCGGCGCCGCCGUGCGUCCUCCCGGGGCUGCGCCGGGGGCCGCUCCCCGCACCAGGGAGCUCUGGAGGCUGCGCGGGGCCAUACAGGACGGAGGAGGCCGAUGUCGGGGUGCGGGAGGACGGGGGCCCCGUGCGGCUACCGGGGGUGGGCAGGGCGCUCGCCGCACCCCCCCGAGAUGCUGGCUCCCCCCGCUAUGCCGCUGGCCAGCCAGACCCUGCCCCGAUUCCCACAGAGAGCAGGCGCUCCCCCCAGGAGCUCCCCAGGGCUCGCGCCACUCUCAGGAGGCAGAAGAGGGACUGGGUGAUCCCCCCCAUCAAGGUUCCUGAAAAUGAGAGGGGCCCCUUCCCCAAAAAGCUGGUUCAGAUCAAAUCCAACCGGGACAGAGACACCAAGAUCUUCUACAGCAUCACAGGGCAGGGAGCCGAUGCCCCCCCUGAGGGCAUCUUCACCAUUGAGAAGGAGUCGGGCUGGAUGAAAGUAACGCAGCCACUGGACCGUGAGCACAUCGACAAGUACCACCUCUUCUCCCACGCCGUGUCUGAGAAUGGGAAGCCCGUGGAGGAGCCGAUGGAGAUCAUUGUGACAGUGACAGACCAGAAUGACAACAAGCCCCAGUUCACGCAGGAGGUGUUCAGGGGCUCUGUGCCAGAGGGAGCUCUGCCAGGCACCUCCGUCAUGCAGGUGACAGCCACGGAUGCAGAUGAUGCGGUGGAGACCUACAAUGGUGUCGUUGCCUACUCCAUCCUCAGCCAGGAGCCGCGGGAGCCCCAUCCCCAAAUGUUCACUGUCAACCGGGCCACUGGCACCCUCAGCGUCAUUGCCAGUGGCCUCGACCGGGAGCGUGUGCGGGAGUACACCCUGACCGUGCAGGCAGCUGACCUGGACGGUGAGGGGCUGACCACCACAGCGCUGGCCGUCAUCGAGAUCGCUGAUGUCAAUGACAAUGCCCCCGAGUUUGACCCCAAAGCGUACGAGGCGGCCGUGCCGGAGAACGCGGCCGGGCGGGAGGUGGCCCGGCUGGCUGUCACCGACCUGGACGAGCCCGGCACACCGGCGUGGCGAGCCGUCUACUCCAUCCUGCGCGGCAACGACGGCGGUGCCUUUGCCAUCACCACCGACCCUGCCACCAACGAGGGCAUCCUCCGCACCGCCAAGGUUGUGGCACCCCGUGGCACCCCGUUGCUGCCCACAGCGGGGUCCUGCCUGUUCUGCUCUCACUGCCCAUGUCUCCCCCUCUCCCAGGGUCUGGACUACGAGGCCAAGCAGCAGUUCGUGCUCCACGUGGCAGUGGCCAACGAGGUCCCCUUCGUCGUGAAGCUGCCGAUGGCCACUGCUACAGUGACAGUCACUGUGGAGGAUGUCAAUGAGGCCCCGGUGUUCGUGCCGCCGGUGCAGCUGGCCACGGUGUCAGAGGAUGUGCCCCCAGGGCAGACCCUGGCCGCCUGCACGGCCCAGGACCCUGACAAGGCACAGGGCCAGAGGAUCAAGUACGUGGUGGGGCACGACCCGGCGGGCUGGCUGGCCGUGCACCCCGAGAAUGGCCUGGUGACCGCGCAGGACCACCUGGACCGCGAGUCCCCCUUCGUCAAGAACAGCACCUACGUGGCCAUGCUGCUGGCCGUGGAUGAUGGCUCACCGCCGGCCACGGGCACGGGCACGCUUCUCCUCACCCUGCUCGAUGUGAACGACAACGGCCCCGAGGCCGAGCCACGGGACAUCACCGUCUGCCAGCGCAGCCCCCAGCCCCAGCUCCUCACCGUCACCGACCGGGACCUGCCCCCCAACACCGGCCCCUUCCGCGCCGAGCUCACGCACGGCUCGGGGGACAGCUGGGCUGUGGAGGUGGGGGACACAGGUGACACAGUGACACUGCAGCUGGUGGCACCGCUGGAGCCGGACACCUACAGCGUGUACCUGCGGCUGCUGGACCAGCCGGGCAGAGCCCAAGUGACCAUUGUCACCGCACGGGUCUGCGCCUGUGAGGGGCUGGCACAGGGCUGUCCCCAGAGACCCCAGCCUGUCACCGCCCUGCCCUUCGUCCUCGCCACCCUGGGCGCGUUACUGGCCCUGCUGCUCAUCCUGCUGCUACUGCUGCUCUUCGUGAGGAGGAGGAAGGUGACGAAGGAGCCACUGCUGCUGCCUGAAGAUGACACAAGGGACAACAUCUUCUACUACGGGGAGGAGGGCGGUGGCGAGGAGGACCAGAACUACGACCUGCGGCAGCUGCACCGGGGGCUGGACGCCCGGCCCGAGGUGAUCCGCAAUGACGUGGCCCCCACCCUCCUGCCAGCCCCCCAGUACCGGCCCCGCCCCGCCAACCCCGACGACAUCGGCACCUUCAUCGAGGAGAACCUGAAGGCGGCCGACACGGACCCCACGGCCCCCCCCUACGACUCACUGCUGGUGUUUGACUACGAGGGCAGCGGCUCGGAGGCCACCUCGCUCAGCUCCCUCAACUCCUCGGCCUCUGACGCUGACCAGGACUACGACUACCUCAACGACUGGGGCGGCCGCUUCCGCAAGCUGGCCGAGCUCUACGGCGGCGGCGAGGAGGAUGAUGGAGGGGACCGGACGCACCUGCGACUCGGUGGCGGCAGCACCCGAUCCCUCCGGCACCAACCGGCACCGCCACCGGCACCGGCCAUGGGGCGGCGGGCGGGUUGCUCGGUCCCGCUUUGUCUCCUCUUGCUCCUGCUCCAGAGCGGGCAGCGGCUGUGCCAGCGGGCAGCGUCGUGCCAGCCCGGCUUCACCGCCGAGACCUUUGCUCUGGCGGUGCCGCGGGACAGCGUGGCGGCGGGACGGGCACUGGGACGAGUGAGCUUUGUGGACUGCGGAGAGUCGCACCGUGCCGCCUUCCUCCCGGAUGACACGCGCUUCAAGGUGAGCAGGGAUGGCACCGUCUCUGCCACCCGGCCCCUGCAGCUCCAGCACCGGGACAUCACCUUUGCUGUGCACACCUGGGAUGCCAUGGGCAAGAAGCAUUCAGCCAAGGUGACCCUGCACCGGCGGCGGCACCAGCACCGACACCACGAGCAGAUGCAGCAGGACACAGUACCCGACAUGCUGAUCUUCCCCGAGCAUGGACACGGCCUCCGGCGGCAGAAGAGGGACUGGGUCAUCCCCCCCAUCAACUGCCCUGAGAAUGAGCGGGGGCCCUUCCCCAAGAACCUGGUGCAGAUCAAAUCCAACAAGGACAAGGAGACCAAGGUUUUCUACAGCAUCACGGGGCAGGGAGCAGACAUCAUCCCCGUGGGUGUCUUCGUCAUCGAACGGGAGACAGGGUGGCUGAAGGUGACAAAACCCCUGGACCGGGAGGAGAAGGACAAAUACGUGCUCUACUCCCACGCCGUGUCGGCCAACGGGCAGCCCGUGGAAGACCCCAUGGAGAUCAUCAUCACUGUCACUGACCAGAAUGACAACCGGCCCGUCUUCACCCAGCAAGUCUUUGUUGGCUACAUUGAGGAGAACGCAAAGCCGGGCACAUCUGUGAUGACCGUGAACGCUACGGAUGCAGAUGAUGCGAUCAAUGUGAACAACGGCAUCAUCGGCUACUCCAUCCUCAGCGAGGAGCCCAAGGGUGCACAGCCGAUGUUCACCAUCAACGCUGAGAAGGGCAUCAUCAGUGUCAUUGGCACGGGACUGGACUGGGAGACCACUCCCAACUACACGCUGAUCAUCCAGGCUGCAGACCAGGAGGGCACAGGCCUGACCACCACUGCCACUGCCAUCAUCAAAGUCACUGAUGCCAAUGACAACCCUCCCGUCUUCAACCCUGCCAUGUAUGAGGAGCCAGUGGAUGAGAACGAGGUGGGGGUGCUGGUGGCCCGGCUGCAUGUGACAGACCAAGACCUGCCAGGCUCCCCGGCCUGGCAAGCCGUCUACCACAUCCAGAGCGGGGACCCGCAGGGCAACUUCGAGAUCACCACUGAUCCCAAAACUAAUGAUGGGCUCCUGAAAACUGCAAAGGGCCUGGAUUAUGAGACCCAGAAGCGGUACACGCUCGUGGUGUCAGUGGAGAACGUGGUCCCCUUCACCGUGGACCUGAAUCCAGCCACAGCCACUGUGCUGGUGCUGGUCAGGGAUGUGAAUGAAGCCCCCAUCUUCAUGCCCCCGGUCAAGCGGGUGGAGGUGAGGGAGGAUGUGCCACUGGGAUACCAGAUCACCUCCUACACAGCCCUGGACCCCGACAAGGACCAGAACCAGCAAAUAACGUAUCGCAUGGGCAGUGACCCUGCGGGGUGGUUGGCCAUUGACUCUGAGACCGGCAUCGUCACGGCUGCCCAGCCACUGGACCGGGAGUCAGCACAUGCCAUCAACAGCACCUACAAGGCUAUCAUCCUGGCCGUGGACAACGGGUCACCAAAGCUUGCCACCGGCACGGGGACGCUGCUCCUCCUGCUUCAGGAUGUGAACGACAACGGGCCCGUGCCAGAGCCCCGGAGCUUCGACAUCUGCCAGCGGCAGCCCGAGGAGCAGACGCUGAAGAUCAUCGACAAGGACCUGCCCCCCAACACCUACCCCUUCAAGGCAGAGCUGAUGCACGGCUCCAGCAGCAACUGGACUGUCAGGGUGAAGGAACCAGACCUGGUGAAGCUGAGCAUGAAGAAGGAGCUGGAGCCGGGCGAGUACAGUAUCUUCCUGAAGCUGCUGGAUGGGCAGAACAAGGAGCAGAUCACUCAAGUGCGAGCCCAGGUCUGCAGCUGCGAGGGGCCGGCCAAGAACUGCGAGCGGCGAGCGUUCAUCUCGGGUGGCAUGGGCGUGCCUGCCAUCCUGGGCAUCCUGGGGGGCAUCCUGGCGCUGCUCAUCCUCCUGCUGCUACUGCUGCUCUUUGUAAAGAGGAGGAAGGUGGUGAAGGAACCACUGCUCCCACCCGAGGAUGACAUGAGGGACAAUGUGUACCACUACGACGAGGAGGGCGGUGGUGAGGAGGACCAGGACUAUGACCUGAGCCAGCUGCACCGGGGGCUGGACGCCCGGCCCGAGGUGAUCCGCAAUGACGUGGCCCCCCCGCUCAUGGCGGCCCCCCAGUACCGGCCCCGCCCCGCCAACCCCGACGAGAUCGGGAACUUCAUUGACGAGAACCUGAAGGCGGCCGACACGGACCCCACGGCCCCCCCCUACGACUCGCUGCUGGUGUUUGACUACGAGGGCAGCGGCUCAGAGGCCACCUCGCUCAGCUCCCUCAACUCCUCGGCCUCCGACGCCGACCAGGACUACGACUACCUCAACGACUGGGGCGGCCGCUUCCGCAAGCUGGCCGAGCUCUACGGCGGCGGCGAGGAGGACGAUUAGGGACCCCCAGCCCGCUGCUGUCACCUCAUUUCACCCCUCUGGACUCAUGUCGGUCUUUGUCUGGGGUGGCCAAAGCCCCCCCAACACCUCCUGAACCCCGUGCCUCAUCUCCCUCAGGGAGAAAAGCUCAGGCUUGCUGGGGAUGGGGGGUUUUGGGCUAGUCCGGGUGUUUCCUGGCCCCCUUGGCUGCAGGACAUGGAACAGUUUAGUCCAUUCCCCAUCCUGGAACUGAGGUGCUCUGGCUGUGGGGAGCAGGACCAGGUCCUUCUUCCCUUUUCCACAGAGGAAAAAAGGGUUUCUCUGGCACUCUCCAAAAUACCUCGAGCUCCCAGCCCUACACGGGCUCAGAUCGUGAACCCAGUGUGAUGGAGAAGUGCGAUGAGGCUCUCGAUCAAUACAGACCAAAGAUGCACCAUCACAGGGAAUUGUAUUUACUUCAAUAUUUACUGGCAGAUGUCUAUUUUUUGGUAUCCCAGAUUAUGGUUUGAUUUCCAGCUAUAAUUAGCAUGCAGUCAUUGAAAAGUGCUUUCCAAAAUCAAAGGGCUUUCCCAAAAUCCUGACUUCUGUGUUUAGCUGUUGUCAUGGUUUGUAUAUUUUUAUCAUAGGAAAAGGGUCUGACACAAGCUGAGAAACCAGCGGUGACCAAGGCCAAGUUUUGAUUGCGCAGUUUUUGUAUAAAAAUGAAAUAAUAAAUUGUUUUAAGAAAACCAAA